AUGAGCGACACACCCAGACAGCGGACUGGUGGUUUCCCACAAACCCCAGGAACCGCAGCCCCGAGGCGAAGAGUGCCUCUCAGCCCUUCCGAAUCACCUCCAUCAGCGGCCUCGCGCACCUCACGGCCCUCCCGACUCUCCUCCACCCUGCCACUGGCGCCAGCGACAGCGCAAACGUCGACAGCCGUCGAGCCUCUGAUACCUCUGACCUUCCUCGAUGGCCCGCAGCAGCGAUUCUACGCCGCCGCGGUGUACGUCAUCCUGUGGGCGUGGAAGCUCUACGACUAUGUCGGCUUGAUAGAGGACAACGACAUGUCCGUGUGGCUCUUUUUCAAAUGGGUCUUGAUUGACUUUGUCUUCCUCAUGGGCCUCCCCGAGAUGAGGAUACCUUGGCUCGAGCUCUCCCAGACCACCGUCCUCAGCGUCUGGGCCUUCCACUCGAUCACAAACUGGCUGCUCAUGUUCAACAUCGGCCUGCCCUGGCAGCCGUGGCUCAUUGGCUUCCUCAAGAUGUUCUAUGACCGCGAGAUCUCCGUCUCCGAGCACAGCGUCAAGGUCUCUUCCAUCCUGCACAACCACUCGCUCAUCAUGGGCCGGCAGAUCAUCAACAUUCUUCCCGAGGGGUAA
This is a messenger RNA of Verticillium alfalfae VaMs.102, 627 nucleotides long. Its product is annotated as nucleoporin POM152. The transcript has a single exon. Gene Ontology annotation, biological process: nuclear pore organization; protein import into nucleus. Gene Ontology annotation, molecular function: structural constituent of nuclear pore. The coding region runs from base 1 to 627 and encodes 208 amino acids. Gene Ontology annotation, cellular component: nuclear pore transmembrane ring. NCBI's taxonomy places the organism in Eukaryota, Fungi, Ascomycota, Sordariomycetes, Glomerellales, Plectosphaerellaceae. The record is from RefSeq and is a predicted model, not a curated record.